Magnolia sinica is the source of this 1161-nucleotide messenger RNA. RefSeq names its product transcription repressor OFP8. Lineage: Eukaryota; Viridiplantae; Streptophyta; Magnoliopsida; Magnoliales; Magnoliaceae. The coding region runs from base 71 to 964 and encodes 297 amino acids. The record is from RefSeq and is a predicted model, not a curated record. Gene Ontology annotation, biological process: negative regulation of DNA-templated transcription. The transcript has a single exon.
CAAAUCCAUCCCACCAAAGAACAGGAAAGAUCAUCAUCACUGCUAAAAAGGGAAGGAAAACGACCCGUACAUGCCAUUUCUCGUCUGUACAUAUAUAUAUACAUGCAGAGAGGGAAGAGCGCCCAUCCCUUACAAUUCAAAAAUCCUUCCACCCCUUUUUAAGAUUUUCUUCAUGGAUAGUCGUUUCAAGCUCGGAAUCUCUCGUAUAUUUCGUGCUUCUUUCAAUUCCUGCAGAUCCAAACACAUUUCAGAUGAUGCCCAAGAACCAGUUUUCAUCCACCAUCCUUUCCAUUUGCUUCAACCAACUACCCCCCUCGAUCGAUCCCAUUCGUCGGUUCGCCGACUGGAUGAUACCGAUGGCGGAAGUCGUCCACCUGCUUCGCCCAUUUCUCCUUUGAAUUCCCAUAUUAAGUUUCAAGAAUUCAGGAAUAAGGAGGAAGGAAAGGUGAUGAAGACAAAGAAGAAGAAGGUGAAAGGCAGAGAAGCUGUUGAUAUGGCGCUUUCGAGCACUUCGUCAACGGACACUCAUGGGAUCUUUAGUACAGAUGAUGAGAGAGAGGAGGAGACUGAGACGUUGGUCUCUUCGAAGAGCUUUUCUUCUGAUUCUUCGGAAUUACACUGCUUCCGUCGUGGCUGCUUGAGAAGAAGUAGAAAAUCUCAUCGUAGGAAGAUUCAUAUAAGAAAUUCCAACUUGGGUUUUCAGCCGUUGGAUUAUAUUCCUCCUAAUGCCAUGAUGGAAGGGAAGGUCAGGGAGAGCGUCGCGGUGGUCAAGAGAUCCAAUGAUCCUUACGGAGAUUUCAGGAGAUCGAUGGUGGAGAUGAUAAUAGAGAAGCAGAUGUUCACGGCCAACGAUCUAGAGCAGCUCCUCCGGUGCUUCUUAUCGUUGAAUUCUGCACACCAUCAUCAGGUUAUUGUCGAGGCCUUCUCGGAGAUUUGGGUGGCUUUAUACACUAACUGGCCGUGAUUGUGUUAUUUAGAUUGUUAGUAGGUGUUUUCUUUCAAUUUCUUUGGUGGUUUUUUUUUUUUCUCUCUUUUGUUGUUGUUGUCCUUCUUAUGUCUUGUAAGAAAGUAGGAGCUGUUUUGCUUCUUUAAUGGGAUUUCCUUGCAGUUCAGUAGAUGUAUUUAACUGAUCUUGACUAUAUUAAUAGAUCCUUCUAUAUA